AUGGGUGAUAAAGGAGAUAUGAUGAAACAGUCUUCUUCUUUUAAAGAACCACAACCACAGGAGGAGCUCCACCACCAAUAUCAGCUGCAACGCCACCAAAAACAGCAGCACCGGGAGUUUUGUGUUCCGGUGCCGCCGGCUUCCGCCAACAUUCCAUCUCCAUACACCCCCAAAACCCUAGCCCACAGAGAAGAGGCAGAGCGGUGUGAGCCAAGCCCUAAGAGACCGAGAUAUCCCGUCCAUCAGUGGAAACUCAUCCCUGCGACCAUGGCCGCACCCGCUUCCACACAACAGCAAGUCGUGGGUUACAGCACCAGCGGCUCCAGUCCACAAGCUCAUGUCUCAGCAGUGGCGGGCUCGUCUUCGCCCGCCCCCUCCUCCCCUUCAUCCUCACCUCGACCCUCUUUCUCUGCGGGCUCUGGUCAAGAUCAAGCAAAGCCCACACAAUUUCUUCAGAUUCGAAAAGGGAAGUUUGUGAGCCCUGUUUGGAAGCCAAACGAAAUGCUGUGGCUGGCUAGAGCAUGGCGUCAACAAUAUUGCGGGGGCGACACAUCGGAAGUUAGUGGGUCUUCUGCAAGAGCAAAGACGAGGGCGGAGAAGGAUAAGCAGGUGGCGGAGUUUUUGAGCAGGCAUGGAGUAAACCGCGACGCCAAGACAUCGGGGACAAAGUGGGAUAACAUGUUGGGUGAGUUCAGGAAGGUGUACGAGUGGGAGAAAGGAGGGGAGAACGAGAAGGUGGGGAAGAGUUACUUCAGGCUGUCACCUUACGAAAGGAAGAUGCACAGGUUGCCUGCUUCCUUCGAUGAGGAUGUGUUCGAGGAGAUGGCGCAGUUCAUGGCGGCGAGAGGUAGGGGAUUGCCUGCCUGUAAAGCUUCCACCGGUGAGGGUGGUGGUGCUAGAGAUCAGCAGCUUCUCCGACCUACAGAAAUGGUUAGGAAUUCCGACGAAGGCGAGUCACCUGUAUCAAAGCAGCGAGCUAUUUUGGCCAGGAACCAGACCGGUCUCAUUGCGGGAACGACCCAGAGCAGCGCAAUGGAAGAGGCCGGGUGCCGAGAAAUGAGGCGAGUGGGGAAGAUGAGGAUGUUAUGGGAAGAGUCUGUGACACUCUGGGCGGAGGAAGGAGAGCAAGAAGGGAGGGGGCGGAUAAAGAUGGACAACUUGGGCUUCUUGAACGUCAACCAGCUUACCUUCUUCGACGACACCAUGGCCGCGAACUCCAUGGAGGGCCUCGACGACGGCCCGCUCAGUGGCUUUUCAGCGGACACUUUCGCCUGUGACCAGCAACUCAGGGUUUUUGGCCGCCGAAACUCUUCCGCCGGCGAUGCAAAGGUUGAGGCCCCUGACCGCAGCGAGUACUUUGUGGGGCGUCUCAGGGUCCCUCCCCAAAGCCUUCCCACGCUGUUGGAGCUCCCAUGGCACCUGCAGGAGCCACCACCGCACCACUCUCGCAUUCCCCUUGCCAGGGACGUCUUUGCCGAUCUGCCCUCUCCUUCAAGACACUUCUUCUUUGCCCCCUCUUCCGACUGCAAUUGCCGUUCUUUCACUUAUGAAGUUCUCGGCCCCCUCGUUCGUCCCCACAUUGACCCCCUCACCCGCGACUCCUUCAUCCCGAUCUGGGACGACUGUAUCAACCGCCCCAUCUCAAAACUCUGCCCUUUCCCUAUCACCAUUGUUAGAAAGCCUGUCUCAGAAUCCUCCUCUUGUACGGACUCGUGGCCCAACCUCACGGCCUUUGUCAAGAACCUCUGCCUCUGGCGCGGUGAGGAAACCGAUUGCCUCAGGGAAGGCACUGCCGAUCCAUCUUCGUCUAUCGUGGACAAGAGCUCCUGGACCUUCGGUGAUCUCCCUUACAUUCUUGGCUACCAUGCUGUUGGGUACACAGUCACCUUCUGCGCAUUCAGCAGGGUGCAGGAUAGGAUAGCACGAACCGACCUUGUUUCCAUUGAUCUGUCCAAUCCAGCUGAGCGGCUUAGGGCUCUCGUCGCCUGCUGGCGAGUUGCUGGGAUCCUAGCGCUGCUUGCGGAUGCAUGCGGCACCAGCAGCAGUACUAGUGUGUACAGCGACUUCGAGCGUGUGGACCGUGGAAAUGGCAAAGUGGUGGAGCUCACCCCAAACCGAGUGAAGAAGUAUUUCACGAGCCGCCGGUGGUGGGCAUCCGUGAGGGAGGUUUACAACUUACUAGACCGCCAGUUGCCGCAUGCGGAGUACAUGGUUGAUUCGAGCGAGCGUGAGCUGGCAGUCAUCUUCGAGCCACGGGGUCACUCAGUGAGGCCGAGCAAUGGAAAGCAGCUCAUGGAGGCACUGGCAUGCGUGGCGAAGGCCCUAGUGGCGCUGCACGACCUGUCAUUUAUGCACAGAAGCCUUGGCUGGGAGAGCGUGGUGAAGAGGGCUGACGGGGACGAGUGGUUUGUGGUGUACCUCGAUGAGGCGGCAGCAGCGCCGCAGAUGUACCGGCAUGGCGAAGUGGGUUCAACUGGGCGUGCUCCUGAGAUGGGUUGCGGAGCCCACGGGGUAAAGGUAGACAUUUGGGGGUUUGGGAAUCUCCUAAGGACGUGUGGGUUUGCUGUGUCCCAUGUCCUCAAGGAGCUGGAAACCAGGUGCCUCGAUCGGAACCCGGAGCAGCGACCUACGGCUGCCGACUGUUACCACCAAUUGCUCCAGAUACAGUCUUCUCUUUCCACUUACUGA
Messenger RNA from Amborella trichopoda, 2688 nucleotides. The record is from RefSeq and is a predicted model, not a curated record. NCBI's taxonomy places the organism in Eukaryota, Viridiplantae, Streptophyta, Magnoliopsida, Amborellales, Amborellaceae.